AUGGAAGCAGGCUUGCAGACCCCUCAGCCCCGUAAUCAUCAUCAUCAUCAUCAUCAUAACAGCAGCAUUGGUGGGAGCGCGGAGGGAGGAGGGCGCUGCAAGCGGCUCGCCCGGCGCUGCACACACCCACCCGCGCCGCCUCCCCCGCCGGCGCACCCGCACACUCGCAAUCGCUCGCUCGCCCGCGUUCGCUCGGGGUGUCAAACCCCGCCGGGCACCCCCAGCCCGCUCCGGGCACUGCCCCAGCCCGGGGGUCCCGCCCGCUUUUCCACCCCCUCCUCCUCCCAUCCCUCCAUCCUCCGUCCCUCCGACCGUCCUCCCGCCUCCCCACCGCUGGGCUUUUCCCCCCUGCUCUUGGCGCUGAAGAUCGGAGCCUCCCCCGCUUCCAAAUGCCCUUCCCACGCUGCAGGCAAUGAAUCUCUAAUCUCCUGGACUGAAAUGUCUGGCACUUACAGAAGCAUUUAUUUGCUGGCCCUUGUAUCCAUGAUGUUGUGCUCACAGAGCUCCACCUAUGGCAGUGUCCUAGCAAUGGGCUGAUGAUACACUGGGUAUGAAUUGUAUGUUUUUUAAGGAGUGGGGAGGGCAAAAAAGGACAAACGUAGGCUUUGCUGUACAAUAUGUGCUUCUCAUGCCAUCCUUGAAGUAACGGGUGGUCUCCAGCAGCAACUGUUGAAGGAUGGUUUGGGCUUCUGCGGGACAAGGAGUAGAUUAGUGCUGGCAGAGUUUGUUUCCUGCUGCUGACUCUCAGACCAUUGCUGCUCAUGUCAAACAGCCAACAUGCUGACUGAAACUUGGUGCUAUUUGCUGUUGUGUGCCUUUGGAAGAUGGGACAGACGGGAUGCCCUUUGGUGUCCUGUGUGGCAAAGAGGAGGAUAAGCUAAGUCAGCUCCUGAGAGAAGUCUCCGAACAGCUCCCUCUGGCUACUACAAGAAGUUGAACCGACAGCUUCUGCUCCCCAGAAGCUGUCUGAUAAUCACAGGCCAUUAUAUACUUCUCACUUGACUGCCCUGCUGGUAACUCCACUUUUAAGAUGAAUUAUGCAAGAAAUGCUGUGAAGCAUCAGACAUUCGGGAGCUGAGGAUUGGGAAGAGUCCUCUCUCAGUGUAUGAACUCACUUCUGGAUAAAGUCUGAGACUCACCUGGAUUCCAGCUUCCCCGAAAAGGACAAAAAGUGGAAAGGAUCAAAACAAUAAUCAGUGGACUUCAUUUUUCCUGUGCGUGUGUGCUUGUAUCGUGUCUGAACUCGCCAAGAAUAUACAUGGUUAUUCACAAGGAAUCCAGUAAACGGUGAAUCU
Molecule: messenger RNA, 1295 nt
Organism: Cuculus canorus (common cuckoo)
Lineage: Eukaryota; Metazoa; Chordata; Aves; Cuculiformes; Cuculidae
Exons: 3
Coding region: 1-537 (178 amino acids)
Source: RefSeq, a predicted model, not a curated record